Cyprinus carpio (common carp) is the source of this 1630-nucleotide messenger RNA. Its product is annotated as apoptosis regulator BAX. Lineage: Eukaryota; Metazoa; Chordata; Actinopteri; Cypriniformes; Cyprinidae. Gene Ontology annotation, molecular function: channel activity; protein heterodimerization activity; protein homodimerization activity. Gene Ontology annotation, biological process: extrinsic apoptotic signaling pathway in absence of ligand; positive regulation of apoptotic process; intrinsic apoptotic signaling pathway in response to DNA damage. Gene Ontology annotation, cellular component: mitochondrial outer membrane. The record is from RefSeq and is a predicted model, not a curated record.
AUGCCUGUGGCUCAUUCUCGGCACAGCAGCGAAUCUGCCCUUGUGUACAGCGGGCGGCUGUCGCCUUCUCCAUUUCCGCGUUAUUUCCAGGUUUAAAACGCUCCUAUGGAUCCGUGGAGCUCUUUUUAAAGCCUAUCGACAAUUUUUUACUUUCAUAUCAUGCUUUUAUAAUUUGAAUGGUGCUCCCGUGGAGGACAUAUAACCACAAGCGUCGAUAACUUGACUAGAUUAUGUUGUAUAUUGUUGGAAACUGUGAAUUUAGCGGAUUCAGAAAUUGUUAAACUGGUCCGGCUAAAUUAGUUAGCAAGCUAUCACUUGGUCCCGGCGGUAUUUGUGCUGAAUAAAACCAUGGCAGAUGCCAACGAUGGCGAGAGGGUAGACGAAAACGAGCUGAGGGGGGCUGCCGGUGGUGAAGAUGUCAUGGAUGAGGUGAUCAUCGAACAGGGUGCAGUUCUACUAAGAGGGUAUGUUAUUGAACGAGUUACUGUAGAGCAUCCAGCUAUUCGUGUGAGCCAUGAGGAUUUAGGAGGACGACCUCAGGAAGCAGAUGAUCCUCAAAUCAAAGAGGUUGUAGAUCAACUUUUGAAGAUAGCCGACGACCUUAACAAGAAUGCUGAACUGCAACAUCUCAUCAGCACUGUGCAAUCAAACUGCGCUCAGGACGUCUUCAUGACUGUGGCCAGGAGCAUCUUUGAGGAUGGCAUUAACUGGGGACGUAUUGUGGCACUGUUUCACCUCGCGUAUAGGCUCAUUUACCAGGCUCUGACUCAGAACCACUUUGACAUUAUCAAGAGGAUCAUUAGCUGGGUUUUACAGUUUAUCAAGGAAAACAUUUCUGCCUGGAUCAGACAGCAAGGAGGAUGGGAGGGCAUUUUCCGCAACGUGUCAAGAUGGCGUACUGUGUCUUUCAUCGCUGCGAUGGCAUUCAUUGCAGCUGUUGUUUACUGGAGAAGAACGCGUUAAGAUAAAAGUGAAAGACAUGCCAGAUUCAUAAUUCUCACAAAUGUGAUAUCAAAACUCAUAUUAAAAGCAAUACAGUGUGUAAGUUGUGCAAUCAAGUGGACCAAUCACGAGUCAUACAGACCAAUCAUGCUUCAUGCCUUACUUUGUUUAAAGACUUAAACAAAAACAGCUACUUCAGAAGAUACUGUAACCUUUUACUAAGAAUUUCUAUUUUUCUAAACAAUCCCUGUCGGCUGUUGUUGUGUCUGCCAUUUUUAGUACAGUUGAGGCAAGGAACAUCUUUCGCUUUGAUUUAUUUAUUUAAGGGAUGUGUUGCUAUACUUUUUCUCCACCAGUGCCUUUUACUCUGUACAUUUUUUUUUCUGGCUCAGGUAUCAAUUUUUUAAUGUGCCACAUAACAUACCAGCCCUACCUCGAAUCAGCUAAAUAUCUGAGACUAACAGUUUACCAAACGUUUUUAAAAUUAUUACAUCAGGAAUACAGGGACAGGGCUGAAAAAGAGGUAACAUUAAAAAUAUUAAGCCUUUUUUAAAGAAAGUUCAAUAAAGGUUUAAAAUGCAGUUUUAAUGGUGUAAAUGAUUGAAAGGUUCAGCAUGCUAUUGGUGAAAUACAGUGAAUGUGGACGAUAAUUCUUGCACACCUUGAAAUAAAUAUGACAAUGAAUUAC